Molecule: messenger RNA, 607 nt
Organism: Morus notabilis
Lineage: Eukaryota; Viridiplantae; Streptophyta; Magnoliopsida; Rosales; Moraceae
Exons: 1
Coding region: 220-429 (69 amino acids)
Source: RefSeq, a predicted model, not a curated record
UCACUUGUCACGAGAAGCAUCCGCUUUCAAUGCACUUUGUCCCUUUCUGAAUCUCCCAAUUCCAAACCAGUAAUUAAACCCACUAUCCAAUUUCCAAAUCUCACCAAAAUCCCCCUUACCUACCAUUUCCUUUACCACCUUCGUUUCUCUCUCUAGAAAGAGAUCCAUCUUCUUCUUCUUCUUUCUCUCUCUAAAUUACGAUCACAAAUCACAAUAAUAAUGGCGGAUUGGGGUCCGGUAAUAAUAGCGACGGUGCUGUUCGUGCUGUUAAGCCCGGGGCUUCUGUUUCAGAUCCCGGCGAAGGGGAGAGUGGUUGAGUUUGGGAACAUGCAGACAAGUGGCGGCUCCAUAUUCGUCCACUCCAUCAUCUUCUUCGGCCUCAUCACCAUCUUCCUCAUCGUCAUUGAUGUUCACAUCUACACUGGCUAAGCUAAUUAUUAACCCGUACUGCUCUUAAUUAAUUUGCUCAUCAUCGAUUUCAAUUCUUCUGUUUUAUUUGCUUGUUUGUUAUUUAAUUGUAAACUUAAUUAAUUAGUUAAUGUAGAUUGUGUUUAUAUAUAUGAAUUAAAAAUGAGUGCAUUUCUAAAUUGAAUUGUGAAUUGCUGGA